Olea europaea var. sylvestris is the source of this 1290-nucleotide messenger RNA. RefSeq names its product NAC domain-containing protein 92-like. Bases 67 to 1023 code for a protein of 318 amino acids. Gene Ontology annotation, biological process: regulation of DNA-templated transcription. The record is from RefSeq and is a predicted model, not a curated record. Gene Ontology annotation, molecular function: DNA binding. Lineage: Eukaryota; Viridiplantae; Streptophyta; Magnoliopsida; Lamiales; Oleaceae. The transcript is spliced from 3 exons.
UUUCUUUUUCAGAGAAUUUAUAAUUUUUCGGACUAGACGAGUUUUUUUCAAGAUAGACAACGGAAAAUGGAGGAAAAUCUUCCUCCUGGAUUCAGGUUUCACCCCACAGAUGAAGAACUCAUCACUUAUUAUCUUUGUAACAAGGUUUCAGAAUUUAGUUUCACUUCAAGGGCUAUUGCUGAUGUUGAUCUUAACAAGUGUGAACCUUGGGAUCUCCCUGCCAAAGCCUCGAUGGGAGAAAAAGAAUGGUACUUUUUCAGCUUGCGAGACCGUAAGUACCCGACUGGAUUGAGGACCAAUAGAGCUACAGAAGCAGGUUACUGGAAAACAACAGGCAAAGACAAGGAGAUUUAUGGUGGUGGAGUCUUGGUUGGAAUGAAGAAAACCCUAGUUUUCUACAGAGGUAGAGCUCCAAAGGGUGAAAAAACCAAUUGGGUUAUGCAUGAAUAUAGACUUGAAACCAAGCUUGCCUUCAAACCUACAAAGGAGGAAUGGGUGGUAUGUAGAGUCUUCCAAAAGAGUUCAACAAUGAAGAAACCUCAGCAAACACCAGUCUCACCUCAAUCCCAAGAAUCCCCUUGUGAUACAAAUGCAAUCAUCAGUGAGCUUGGGGAUAUCGAAUUACCAAACAUCACCGACAACGUUUCCACCCUGCAAAACUACAAUGGGCCGGGGCUCGAUCAUAACAUGAACUGGAUUAAUGCUGCAGCAAACUCUCUGCAGCCACCACUAACCAGCUGCUGGCCACUUCUAAGCUCCAAUCUUUCGAUGAAUUCUUUGCUUCUUACAGCAUUGCAGCUUAGGGGUCAUCAGCAGCAGCAUGGCGGAAGCACAAGUACUGAUUACUCAUCAUUUAUCCCACAAGGGAUUUCUUCUGAAUUUGGAAAUAUUGAUAUCAUGGCUUCUUCAUCUAGGGUUUCAGAUUCUGUGCAACAGCUGCAAACGCAAGAACAGCAACAAUAUGAUGUGGACUACCAGACCUUGGUGAAGGUUAAUCCAAGUGUCACUGCUAACUACUUGUAAACUUUCAUGACUUGUUUGGUGCGAUGGACUUUGCUCGACAGUAAUAAUAUUCAUUGUAAUGUUGGUUCAUGUCGAGUACUACAUAUCCAACAAACUUGUCAAGAUGUAUCUUCUUUCUGUCAGUUGUAUUUAGAAGGAAUGGGAAGAAUAUAGGGAUUGGUGGGGGCUUCUUACAUAUGUAUUGUAACCCAAGGAGAUAUGGGCGAAGUCCAUUCCCCAAAUAAAAAUCUUGUUUUCUAAUAAUGAUAGUGUGAUUAGCCAUGAUGA